Molecule: messenger RNA, 1113 nt
Organism: Neltuma alba
Lineage: Eukaryota; Viridiplantae; Streptophyta; Magnoliopsida; Fabales; Fabaceae
Product: cytochrome b561 and DOMON domain-containing protein At3g07570-like
Exons: 4
Coding region: 1-1113 (370 amino acids)
Source: RefSeq, a predicted model, not a curated record
AUGAAGCACUUUCUUCUUCUUUACUUCGUCUUGUUCAUCGUUUUCUGUAGCUCACCAACUCUGGUAACAUCCCAGCUCGACUCUUGUUCCCAAAAUGUAGAUCCUCAGCACAUUGAUUUUGAUACGACUUCCCUUCGCUGUGUUGCUGUUUGGCCAGAUCAUAACUUCAUCCUUAGAUAUGCUCAGGUCUCACCAAACUUGUGGAGCUUUGUUCUCUCAUUUCCCAUAAACAUAAACUCUUAUGGAGCAAUAGGGUUCUCCGACGACGGGCGAAUGGAGGGUUCUAGCGCCAUUGUCGGGUGGGACAUGCCGGCGGGUGGUGGCAUCGAUGGAGUGAAACAGUAUUAUUUGGGUGGCAUGACACAAGCAGAGGUGGUUGCUGAUAAAGGAAAUCUUCUAUAUGCCAAUGCGUCCAUUGUUUCAACUCCAACUUCCAUAGUAUAUGUAGCCUUCCAGUUGCAAACCAACCAGCCUUCCUCACUUCUCUUAUUCGCACUUGGACCCCAGAAUUUCUACCCUACCGGCACCCAAUUUCUCUUACUCCAACACAUUGAUAUGAUUUCGAUCGACAUAGACUACGCAUCAGGUAGAGCUAAUGUAAUCUCAAACCUAAAGCUAAAAAGAAGCCAUGGAUGGCUAAAUAUUGGAGGAUGGAGCCUAGCUAUGUUGAUAGGAGCCAUAGUUGCUCGUCACUGCAAGGAGUGGGACCCACUCUGGUUUUACUUGCACGCUUUGAUCCAAACACUUGGCUUUGGGGCAGGAAUAGCUGGAUUCAUACGUGGUUUGGCUUUAUCUAAGAAAGUCAGUUCCAACGUUACUCAUCACAAGAAUAUAGGAUUCCUCAUUCUCGUCCUUGGCUGCCUACAGGUCUUAGCAAUUUUAUUGCGACCAGGAAAAGAAUCAAAAGUAAGAAAAUACUGGAAUUAUUAUCAUCACAACGUUGGAAGGAUUUUGAUGAUAUUUGCAAUUGUGAACUCUUUCUAUGGACUUCACUUGGCAGGCGAAGCAUCAAAGUGGUUUGCUGGUUAUGGAGCAAGCCUUGGCUUCUUGCUUCUUGUGGUCAUCAUUUUGGAAAUAAGAAUGCUGAUCAAACCCAAAGCACAAAUUGCCUAA